CACAGAAGGCGCCGCCCCAGCCCUCCCGCCCCCCCGCCCCGGCCGCCGCGCUUGCCCUCGGAAGCGCAGGCUCUCGGUGCUGCGUUGGGGGGUGCCUGGCACCUCAGUCUCGCGUCCCCAGCCCACUGCACCUCCGGGCCCCCCUUAUCCUCGGGAGGCACCAGGAGUUGUCGCAGAGGGGCCUCGGGAAAUUCCCCGGACCCCUGUGCCAGGAGGUGCCUCGUGCGCCCGCCCGCUCCCCCCGCCCCGAGGGCGGUGCCCGGGGGCGCUGCACCAUGGAGCCGGGAAGCGGGCGCCGUCUGCUCCCGGAGCCGUGACCCGAGUCGAGUCGAAGCUGUGUGUCACAGCCGCCCGACCCCGGCAGAUCAUGCGCCGCCGUCCAGGGCUCACCCGCCCCGCCGGGCUGUGAGCCCCCCAACCCCUGGCCCGCCCAGGCCCGCGCGCCAUGGGCAGCGCCCACCCUAGCCCUUGGCUGCGGCUCCGACCCCGGCCCCAGCCGCGGCCCGCACUCUGCGCGCUCCUGUUCUUCCUCCUGCUGCUGGCUGCCGCGGUGCCCAGGUCAGCACCCAACGACAUCCUGGGACUCCGUCUGCCUCCAGAGCCUGUGCUCAACGCCAACACUGUGUGCCUGACAUUGCCUGGCCUGAGCAGGCGGCAGAUGGAGGUGUGUGUACGCCACCCUGAUGUGGCUGCCUCAGCCAUCCAGGGCAUCCAGAUUGCCAUCCAUGAGUGCCAGCACCAGUUCCGGGACCAGCGCUGGAACUGCUCUAGUCUUGAGACACGCAACAAGAUCCCCUAUGAGAGCCCCAUCUUCAGCAGAGGUUUCCGAGAGAGCGCCUUCGCCUACGCCAUCGCGGCAGCCGGCGUGGUCCACGCGGUGUCCAACGCGUGCGCCCUGGGCAAACUGCGGGCAUGCGGCUGCGAUGCGGCGCGGCGCGGGGACGAGGAGGCUUUCCGCAGGAAGCUGCACCGCCUGCAGCUGGACGCACUGCAGCGCGGGAAGGGCCUAAGCCACGGGGUCCCCGAGCACCCGGCCCCGCCCCCUGCCAGCCCCGGCCUGCAGGACUCCUGGGAAUGGGGCGGCUGCAGCCCUGACGUGGGAUUCGGGGAACGCUUCUCUAAGGACUUUCUGGACUCCCGGGAGCCCCACAGAGACAUCCACGCACGCAUGAGGCUCCACAACAACAGAGUCGGGAGGCAGGCGGUGAUGGAGAACAUGCGUCGGAAGUGCAAGUGCCAUGGCACUUCAGGCAGCUGCCAGCUCAAGACAUGCUGGCAGGUGACGCCGGAGUUCCGCGCCGUGGGGGCGCUCCUGCGCAGCCGCUUCCACCGCGCCACGCUCAUCCGGCCGCACAACCACAACGGCGGCCAGCUGGAGCCAGGCCCCUCGGGGGUCCCCUCGCCCUCCCCGGGCGCCCCAGGCCCACGCCGCCGCGCCAGCUCCGCCGACCUCGUCUACUUUGAGAAGUCACCCGACUUCUGCGAGCACGACCCGCGCCUGGACUCGGCGGGCACCGUGGGCCGCCUGUGCAACAAGAGCAGCGCGGGCCCUGAUGGCUGCGGCAGCAUGUGCUGUGGCCGCGGCCACAACAUCCUGCGCCAGACGCGCAGCGAGCGCUGCCACUGCCGCUUCCACUGGUGCUGCUUCGUGGUCUGCGAGGAGUGCCGCAUCACCGAGUGGGUCAGCGUCUGCAAGUGAGCGCCCGGGUCCCUGGAGCCUGGCCUCCAGCGGCUGGCGCUCUCGGCCAGGCAGCGUCGCCUUGGCUCCUGGGACAGGAGGAGGUUGGACCAUAUGAGCCUCUAGGAAUCUCCCAGCUCUGAGGCUCAUCAAGCCUUCGAUCACAGGACAGUCCAGGCCGGUCUGGACCCCACCAGUCACUUCUGUGGGCUCCAGGACUGAUUUGCCUGCCCCUCGGUGCCCCAAGCUCAGACAGCUCAAUUGGGCUGGGGAUUGCCCCACCUCCUAGGGCUAGUGUCCAACAGGCAACCCCUGGGACUGUCUCCUUUCAUCCCAUCACCCCUUCCCAUGCAGGGGAAGGGAAUGGAAGCUGACAGGCAG
Molecule: messenger RNA, 2059 nt
Organism: Trichechus manatus latirostris (Florida manatee)
Lineage: Eukaryota; Metazoa; Chordata; Mammalia; Sirenia; Trichechidae
Gene: WNT10A
Product: Wnt family member 10A
Exons: 4
Coding region: 446-1699 (417 amino acids)
Biological process (GO): multicellular organism development; canonical Wnt signaling pathway; neuron differentiation
Cellular component (GO): extracellular region
Molecular function (GO): frizzled binding; cytokine activity
Source: RefSeq, a predicted model, not a curated record